GAUGUCAACAUUGUACAUCAUCAAUAUUGUACUUCUUUUCACAUUAUGUUCAACGUUCCUUACUCUUUCAUUCCCUCAAUCUUGCUCCCUCCAUCUUCUCCGAUCUCACUCCCUCUAUCUCUUUCUCUCUCUCUCUGCCAUUUUGGCUUUUUUCAACUCAAUCAGCUCUACCCUAGAAUUUUUUUCAAACUUAGAUCAGAGAUUGGAGAUCGAAGAUUGGAGAGGACGAAUUCCGUUUCACUCAUUCGCUGCUGGAUAAAACAAUUGCUUCGCUCAAAUCAGGAAACAAGUGAUGCGAAUAUUGCUGAACGCAAGCUGCAAGAGAAUGUUAGAAAGUUGCAGGAUAUAAACCAGAAAACUACAGACAUGCAAGAUACAGCUAAGUCCUUCUCAUCUUUGGCCAAACAAAUGCUACAAACUGAACAAGGCAGACGAAGCUCGUAGUCCCCAUUUGAGUCCAACUCAUCAUGAGUCGAAAUACAACCAUUACACUAUAUCUGAAGUUAUGUAUUUGGAGUUGAGCCACUGUCAACUGCCAAGGACUCAAAUUCGAUAAGACUUUUUCAAGACAUGAGAAAUGAGUUGAAUUUCCUACUCUGAGUAAGUAAAUUAUAUCUUAUCAAACCAACAAUUAUUGCAUGAGAAAUGAGUUGAAUUUCCUACUCUGAGUAAGUAAAUAGUAUUGUUUUUUCUCUCUAUAAAAAUAUAUACAUAAACUUACUUUAACAAGCACCUUAUUUUUUCAUGAAUGAUAUUAUGUGUUUCCUUCUAGAAAUUUUAUGGUUUACAUUGUUAAUUUCCCAUGGGAAGAGUUAUAAUAGUGAAAGAAUUAUUUUGGUCAUUUCAGA
Cannabis sativa is the source of this 848-nucleotide messenger RNA. RefSeq lists its product as uncharacterized. Lineage: Eukaryota; Viridiplantae; Streptophyta; Magnoliopsida; Rosales; Cannabaceae. The transcript has 3 exons. The record is from RefSeq and is a predicted model, not a curated record. Bases 46 to 444 code for a protein of 132 amino acids.